GAUGACCCUAGCCUAGGUGAAUAGGUCAGACUUUUAAGAUGGCUGCUGCUACAACGGAGAGUGUAGUUCCGCUGAAAAAGUUGUUCGAUUUCGUCGUCCGCUGCAUGACAGCAGUGGGUACUAAACCGAGUCACGCAGAACCAUUAGCUAAUGUGUUGGUUGCAGCCGACAAUCGUGGACAUUACAGCCAUGGUUUGAAUAGACUUGACAUGUAUGUGAAAGAUAUCAAGACGGGAAUGACUGUCAGUGAUCAGGAGCCGGAAAUACUCAAGGAAACCGCUGCUACGGCGUUUGUCGAUGGAAAGAAUGUGCUGGGCCCAGUGGUUGGAAAGUUCUGCAUGGAAAUAGCUAUACGAAAAGCGAAAGAGUCAGGCAUUGGCUGGGUGGUCGCCUGUGGAUCAAAUCAUUUUGGAAUAGCAGGCUGGUACUCUAUGAUGGCACUUGAGGAAGGUUUUCUGGGAAUGGCAUUCACCAAUACGUCUCCAUUUAUGGUGCCUACCAGGGCUAAAAAGCCUGCACUUGGGACCAACCCAAUAACACUUGCUGCACCCGCUAAGAAUGGGGACAGCUUUGUAUUGGACAUGGCAACAACAUCUGUAGCUUUAGGAAAAGUUGAAAUAAGUGACAGAAAAGGGGAGACAAUUCCACCAACCUGGGGUGUUGAUGAAAAUGGAAAGACUUGUCAAGAGCCAGCCAGGGUGGUAUCGAAGGGUGGUCUGUACCCACUUGGAGGUCCAGAAGAGUGUGGUGGUUACAAAGGAUAUGGCCUGGGCAUGAUGGUCGAGGUGUUUUGUGGCAUUCUCGGAGGCAGUGCAUUCGGACCCAAUGUAAGGAAAUGGAAGUCAUCGACAGAACCAGCAAAUCUUGGACAGUGUUUUGUUGCUAUAGAUCCGAAUGCAUUCGCACCAGGUUUUGCAGACAGAAUGAAUGACCUUAUGACUCACUGUAGAAACAUGGAAGCAUCAGAAGGUGAGACGGAAGUGCUAGUCCCAGGAGACCCAGAGAGGAAACAUAUGGACAAAUGCGAGAAACUAGGGGGAAUACCUUACCACCCAAACCAGAUCAAAUACGCUAAUGAUCUGGCAGCAGAAUUGAAAGUUGAACCAAUGGAAACACUAAAGAAAUAGACAUACUUGGCAGUUUUUGUCAGUAGUCCGUACUAUGAGAAAAUGGACAAUGAAAUCCAAUGUAAACUGACACCUAUAUAAUACUGUGAUGAAACAUCAAGAAAAUGUAUCUGAUUUACAAGUGCCUUAUUUUAUCAUAAAUUUAUUUGUCAUAUAAUGACCAAUAUAUAUCCCAGGCAUUAAUUACACAAUGCUAAAUUUUAAAUGUUAUAUAGAAAUUAAUGAAUGAAUAAUGUUCUUGAUCACUUGGAAAGGUCUGACUGGCCGAACAUCCCAGUCUGAUGUAAUUUUCAAAACUAUACACACAGAAAUUAAUCAAGCGCACCCUGAAAUAAUAAAGAAUACUGAGUUACUCUGUAAUAAAAGUACAAGUUGUACUUGAUUUAUCCCAUAAAUAAUUUUGGUGUUUAUUGGGUGUGGUUUAUUUUUAUUUGGUCGGGUACCAUAUUGUUAUAUAUAUAUAUAUUUACAGUGAAACCUGUCUAAAUAGGAUCACAUUGGGGACCGGGACCUAAUGUUAUCUUGUUUAGACAGGAUUGGAUGUUUAGAGGGUUGCAUUUCCAAAUUUAGAAAAUUUUGGACCAUGAAACCUGCCCAGUUUUAACAGGAUUCUGGUUUCUUCUGGGUCUGUUUUAGUCAGGCUUCACUGUAUAUUUGUUUUUAUAUGCCCAUCUGUGAUGUGUUGUAUUAUGGUAUGGUGUUGUCCGUCCGUCCGUACAUACGUCUGUCAACGUUUUCUUGUCCGGAACACAUCUUGCAUACAGAUGCAUACAGGACCAUCAAAACUCACUUGGGAUGGGGGGUGGGGGGUGUCGCAUACCAUUACUAGGUCACUGUGACCUACGUUUCACGGUCUACUGCACAUAACAGUAAAUC
Gigantopelta aegis is the source of this 2003-nucleotide messenger RNA. RefSeq lists its product as uncharacterized. The coding region runs from base 39 to 1127 and encodes 362 amino acids. The record is from RefSeq and is a predicted model, not a curated record. The transcript has 12 exons. NCBI's taxonomy places the organism in Eukaryota, Metazoa, Mollusca, Gastropoda, Neomphalida, Peltospiridae. Gene Ontology annotation, molecular function: oxidoreductase activity.